Molecule: messenger RNA, 1198 nt
Organism: Drosophila subobscura
Lineage: Eukaryota; Metazoa; Arthropoda; Insecta; Diptera; Drosophilidae
Gene: Mtch
Product: mitochondrial carrier homolog 2
Exons: 4
Coding region: 64-1008 (314 amino acids)
Source: RefSeq, a predicted model, not a curated record
ACCAAAUUUAGCGCGGAAGUGUUGCCCUCGUCUAAAGGAAGAAGCAUAGAAAAAAAAUAUAAAAUGGACGGACCAUUUUCACAAAAUGAGGAUAACGAGGUGAAUAGUUGGAUUAAAUUUGGCAUGCGACUGGGCGUAAGUGCUGCCCUGCAUCCAUUUGAGUACUCCAAGACGCUAAUUCAGCUGGGAUAUGAGCCGAUUGCAGCCAUUCCCGGCAAGUCGUGGUCGGGCAAACCAAUCAUGAAGCUGCCGAACAUUUUCCAAUACACCGGUCACAUCAAGAGGAUUGAUGGGUUCUAUGGUUGCUAUCGCGGCCUGGCACCUAAGUUGGUCGGAUCCGUCGUGGCGAUGGUGGUGAGCGAGCGAGUGGCCGACAAACUGGGACUGAUCCAGUUGGAGGAGAACAAGGAGGACACUGAUCUGUCGGAGGAAGACGAGUAUGCUCAGUUCAAGCAGACACUGAAGCGUGAUAUUGUCGUGACUGUGAGCGGAAUUAUUGCUUCGCAUCCAUUCCACGUGAUCUCGGUGCGGAUGAUGGCCCAGUUUAUUGGACGCGAGACUCUCUAUCGAUCCAUAGCCGGUUCGAUUGUGGAGAUCUGGAAGACUGAGGGAAUUUCUGGCUUUUUUGCUGGUGUGGUGCCCAAGCUUUUGGCCGAUGUGGCCUGUCUGGUACUCAGCAGCUCCGCAAUCUAUAUUGUAAACAAAUUCUUCAUCAAGGACAAAAUGGCCAGGCAGUACAACGGUGCGCUCAUGCAGUUCAGCUGCUCUAGUCUGCUGUAUCCUUUGCUGGUGGUAUCCACAUGCUCUACUGUGAGUGGCUCGCGUCUGAUGGCUGGCCAACCGCCCAUCAUGCCCGCCUACGCUAACUGGGUGGACUGCUGGAACGAUCUGCAGGCACGAAAGGAGCUUAAGCGUGGCGGUUCGCUCAUUUGGCGCACUCAAAUCAGACGUACUCCCCGCAUUUCCGAUGGCUUUGUGCCCUUGCCCUCGCUGGCUCGCUACCAAUAAACAGCACAGCACACAUAAUGACCAUACGAUGAGAACAGGCUCUGGAGUCCCAUCCCCAUCAACUGCCAAACACGCCUAGCGGUGUUUGCCUUUGCAUUUUAAUGGAACCACGAUGAUGAUGAAGUCCAUCCGAAGACAUCCGCAUUUGUUUUACUGCGACAAACCCAAUUAUACAUCUAAAUAUGUGGAA